ACUUUCGAAAUCGCAUUACCAUCCAAAUUAGAAUACUACUAUAACGUAUAACCUCUUGAAAUUAUUUUUGCAAACUCUUUUUGACAAAUAUAUACAACCACACUCCCUAAAAAAACCGUCACACGCAACUUUAAUUAUUCUUUUAAUUAAAGAAUUAAUUAAUAUACACAUUUACCCCCAAAUGGUAUUACUACAAAGUCUACAAUAAUCCCCAACAGUCAACACCUUUGAAACCCUCUCAUUUUACACCAUCUUCAAUUUCAAUCCACCACCACAACCGCCGGCCCUCAGCCGCUGCCGGCCGACCUCCACCACUUCCCCCACCAAUCAAAUUAAAUCUAUGAAUUGAUAGCCUCCUGUCCAUAAUAUAUUACAUCAAUUCACUUUCAAACCACCACCCUCCAUGCUGCCCACCACCGCCGCCCCUCCGGCCGACCACCACCACCACCACCACCCCUCAAAGAAAUCCAAGCUCAAAACCACCUUCCACACCGUGAAAUCCAACAUCUCCGCCCACCACUGUGCAUGGCUAACACUGACCAUCCUCCUCCAGCUCCUCAUCAUCCUCUUCCUCAACCGCGCCUCUCCCCCGCCCCCUCUCCCCUCCUCCGCCCACCGCCGCCACUUCGAAUCUGCGGCACCUCAUCCUCCCCUACGCGAUGAAGCCUGCAAACACGGCAGGAUUUACGUUUACGACCUCCCCUCCAUGCUCAACAGAGACCUCCUCCAAAACUGCCACGAUCUCGACCCGUGGAGCUCCCGCUGCAACGCCGUUUCCAACGGCGGCCUCGGCCCCACCGCCACCGGCCUCGACGCCCUCGUGCCGCGGAACCUCUCCGCCGCCUGGUAUUGGACGGACAUGUACGCCGCCGAGGUCAUCUACCACGACCGGGUCAACAACUACCGAUGCACCACGUCCAACCCCGCCGAAGCUACCGCCUUCUACAUCCCCUUCUACGCCGGCCUCGCCGUCGGGAAAUACCUCUGGUUCAACUACACGUCCAAAGAUCGCGAUUUCCACGCCGCCGCCAUGCUCGACUGGGUGAAAAACCAACCGCCAUGGCGGCGCUCAAACGGGUCGGAUCACUUCCUGAUGUUCGGGCGGCUGACGUGGGAUUUCCGGCGGCUUACCGACGACGACGGCGAGUGGGGCACGCGCUUCAUCUACAUGCCGCUGAUGAAGAACGUGUUCCGCCUCACGGUCGAGAAGAGCCGGUGGGACGAGCUCGAGUUGAGCGUGCCGUACCCGACGGCGUUCCACCCGAGAUCCGAAUCCGAUAUCCGGCAAUGGCAGGGGUUGAUCCGGGGCAGGAAAAGAUCCAGCCUGUUUACGUUUGUGGGGGCGACCCGGAAGAAGAUCCGGAACGACUUCCGGGGCGUGCUGAUGGGGUAUUGCAAGAACGAGACGAGGUCGUGUCGGGUCGUGGAUUGCUCCGAAACGCAGUGCUACGAUGGAGCCCCGGCCAUACUGGAGGCUUUUUUAGAUUCGGAUUUUUGCUUGCAACCGAAAGGAGACGGGUUCACCCGGAGAUCCGCAUUCGAUUGCAUGCUGGCCGGUUCAAUCCCGGUUUAUUUCUGGAGCGGGAGCUUCGAGCAUCAAUAUGAGUGGCAUCUGCCUAAAGAUGCCUCAAAAUACUCGGUAUUUUUGGAUCACAAUAUUGUUAGGAAUGAUACAUCGCUUAUUAAACGAACCCUAGAGAAAUUUAGCAAAGAGGAGGUGGUGAGAAUGAGAGAGACUAUCAUUCAGUUUUUGCCAAAAUUGUUGUAUUCCAAGUCCAAUGCCAAUCUCGGUGGAAUUAGCGACGCCUUCGACAUUACCAUGGAACAAGUCUUGAAAAGAUUUGAGCAACACAGAAUAUUAAUGGCGGUUUGAGGUUAGAUUAUUUUAUUUCAUACAUUUUAUUUUUGCAUCACUAUUGUUAUACUUAUAGCUUCUUGUAUAGUUAUCGACAAUUUCAGGAAUAAUUAUACUUGAUCACAUUUUUUGGUUCAUUCGUAUUAGCAUAUACCCAAAAUGUAAUCUUUCAAGACUAGAAUUUUGAAUUAUAGAGGAGAGAGAAUGAGCAUUUCUCUUUGUCUA
Messenger RNA from Salvia miltiorrhiza (redroot sage), 2080 nucleotides. RefSeq names its product xyloglucan galactosyltransferase XLT2-like. Gene Ontology annotation, biological process: xyloglucan biosynthetic process. The transcript has a single exon. Gene Ontology annotation, molecular function: galactosyltransferase activity. The coding region runs from base 404 to 1873 and encodes 489 amino acids. The record is from RefSeq and is a predicted model, not a curated record. Lineage: Eukaryota; Viridiplantae; Streptophyta; Magnoliopsida; Lamiales; Lamiaceae.